Messenger RNA from Micropterus salmoides (largemouth bass), 546 nucleotides. Its product is annotated as GTPase IMAP family member 8-like. Lineage: Eukaryota; Metazoa; Chordata; Actinopteri; Centrarchiformes; Centrarchidae. The record is from RefSeq and is a predicted model, not a curated record. Gene Ontology annotation, molecular function: GTP binding.
GUUCUGCUGGGAAUGGCCGGGACUGGAAAGAGUGCGAGUGGAAACACAAUCCUGGGAAAGAAGCAGUUCACGUCUAGAACCAGUUCAAAUCCGACCACCACAGAGUGCCAGGUGGCAGAAACAGAGAUAGACGGUACACGUGUACGGGUCAUUGAUACCCCAGACAUCUUUGAUGAUGAGAUUAAAUCAUCAGUUAAGAACGAACAUGUGAGAAAGUGCAAACAGCUCUGUCAGUCAGGACCUUGUGUUUACUUACUUGUGAUGCAAAUUAGCAGAUUUACAGACGGUGAGAGAGACAUACUGAAAAAGCUGGAAGAAGCUUUUGGGAACAACGUUCAGGAACAAACAGUCAUCCUGUUUACUCGUGGGGACGACCUGCAGCGUGCAAAGAUGAGCUUGAAGAACUUUUUGAGUGCCUGCCAGACAGAUCUCAGGGAAAUAAUUAAAAAGUGCGGCAACAGGUGUGUUGUUUUUGAGAACAGUGGCUCAGAUUCAGGUCAAGUGGAGAAGCUAAUGCAGACAGUGGACAGCCUAUCCACUGUCUGA